This is a messenger RNA of Exophiala bonariae, 1737 nucleotides long. RefSeq lists its product as uncharacterized. Gene Ontology annotation, biological process: regulation of translation. Gene Ontology annotation, molecular function: mRNA binding. The record is from RefSeq and is a predicted model, not a curated record. The coding region runs from base 1 to 1737 and encodes 578 amino acids. The transcript is spliced from 4 exons. NCBI's taxonomy places the organism in Eukaryota, Fungi, Ascomycota, Eurotiomycetes, Chaetothyriales, Herpotrichiellaceae.
AUGACAGAACCAGAUGAUGUUGAAGAAGAUCUCUUCGCUGAUCUUUACGACGCCGAUGAAGCCGCAGCUCCAAGCCAUGCUCCUCCUCCUAGCGCUGCUGCACCCGCUCCCCUUGACACUGUUGCCAACAAAGCAAAAGAUGAACCAGGUUAUGGCGAAGAGCCAGAUCUUGCCUACGAUCCCUCGUCCUUUGACAUGGAUGUCACAGGUCAAGAUGACCAGACCAAUGGCAACAAUCACAUGAGAUCAGAACCAGAGGUACCUGAGAGACCAACUCAUACCGAGUCUUCCGGUCUCAACAUGAAAGAGGAUGGGAAAAUGUUUAUUGGAGGCUUGAAUUGGGAAACAACCGAUCAGUCACUCCACGAUUACUUUUCACAAUUCGGCGAAGUUCACGAAUGUACGGUCAUGCGGGACAGCGCCACUGGUAGAUCCCGUGGAUUUGGAUUUCUCACCUUCAAGGAUCCCAAGACUGUGAACACUGUGAUGGUUAAAGAACACUUCCUUGAUGGAAAAAUAGUAAGGCCCUUUAUGUUUGAUCCCCCAAGAGCAAGGAAAGAAAAUGGUCCCCUUACCUCCCGGGCAAGGCGCAAAGGCAAAGGCAAAGGCUUACAUUCUGGCUUUCAGAUCGAUCCCAAACGCGCGAUACCCCGAGAUGAACAGGAGAAGACGGCCAAGAUCUUCGUUGGUGGUGUUAGCCAGGAGGCAUCCGAAGAGGAUUUCGAAAGCUUCUUCGCCCAAUUCGGCCGGGUCGUCGACGCGACGCUAAUGAUGGACAAAGACACCGGUCGACCUCGCGGAUUUGGAUUCGUCACGUUCGAUAGUGAUGCGGCCGUGGAGAAAUGUCUGGAAUAUCAACCAUUGGAGAUCCUUGGCAAGAUGAUCGAGGUGAAGCGUGCACAACCCCGAGGCAAGAUGGGAGAGGAGGAUGACUUCAAUCGUGGUGGGCGUGGAAGAGGAAAAUUCAAUCGCGAUGACCGAUUCGGUAAUGACAACAAUAACAACAACAAUCAAGUCGGCCAAGGCAACCAGAAUCAGGGUCAGAACAUGAUGGGAUCCAAUGGAAUGAGCCCCCAGAUGAUGGCACAAUACUGGCAAAGAAUGCAACAAUAUUUUGCCAUGAUGCAACAACAGAUGGCCUCGAACAUGAUGGGAGGCAUGGGUGGUAUGGGUGGGAUGGGUCAAAUGACACCGCAGAUGAUGAUGCAGAUGCAACAAAUGCAGAAAAUGCAAGGAGGAAACAGCCCCAACCCUCAGGGGGGAAUGGGCAACAUGCAAGGCAUGAAUCCACAGAUGAUGCAGCAAAUGAUGCAAAUGCAGCAACAGCAAAGCGGCAUGAAUGCAAUGAACAACAUGGGAGGUGGACGAGGAUCCAUGGGUCAGGGACAAACCAAUAACCGUGGGAGCUUCUCUGCACAGGAGCAGAUGGCCUUUGAGCAACAAAAGUAUGAGCACCAACAGCAGACUCGCCGACAAGGCAGUUUCCCCGCCGGGCCUCGAAGUGGCGGAUUUCAGAACCAGAACCCUCAAUCGUGGGAAGGCAUGUAUGACGAUGUCCCUCAACCAGACGGAGGCCAUGCUGGACCGGUACGCAACAAUACACCUAAACCACCCAAAGGACCGGCUGCUCAGGCAAGUGCGGCUCCCGCAAACGCGCCGACAGGUCCCAAGAAUCCGGGUAAGCCCACAGGUGGUUUCCGUGGAGGCCGUGGCAGAUUUCAUCCAUAUGGUCGUUGA